AUGGAGAGCAUCGAGCUGGUGAAUGCCAUCGCAUCACCGAUCGCCAAGGUGACCGAAACUUUGAAGAACAUCGAUCUUCAAUCGGCUCAAGUAGAGCCAACGGUUGUUGUGGAGGAUUGUUUGUUGCAAAUGUGCGAGUCUUUCGAGAAGGCGCAGAUCGAGCAUUCUAUGGAGCAGGCAAAGGAAAGCACCGCUCAUAGCAAGCUGCUCGAAACGGUGACGCAUGUACAACAUGACAUCCGCGAGUGUAUCCAAUUGGAGAAGGAUACCAGAGAAAAGGCAUCACAGGCACAACAAGGGGCUCUAGAGUCGCUGAAGCAAUCCUUGUCUGAUGUCCAACAACUUAUCAAGACGGAGAUUGUAGUGCAGGAAGUUUCCAAACCAUUGUAUGCAUUGGAAAGUACGAUCAAUGAGCUUGUGGGUCAAUCAUUGAAAAUGGAGAGCAUCGAGCUGGUGAAUGCCAUCGCAUCACCGAUCGCCAAGGUGACCGAAACUUUGAAGAACAUCGAUCUUCAAUCGGCUCAAGUAGAGCCAACGGUUGUUGUGGAGGAUUGCUUGUUGCAAAUGUGCGAGUCAUUCGAGAAGGCGCAGACCCAACAUUCUUUGGAGCAGGCAAAGGAAAGCACCGCUCAUAGCAAGCUGCUCGAAACGGUGACGCAUGUACAACAUGACAUCCGCGAGUGUAUCCAAUUGGAGAAGGAUACCAGAGAAAAGGCAUCACAGGCACAACAAGGGGCUCUAGAGUCGCUGAAGCAAUCCUUGUCUGAUGUCCAACAACUUAUCAAGACGGAGAUUGUAGUGCAGGAAGUUUCCAAACCAUUAUAUGCAUUGGAAAGUACGAUCAAUGAGCUUGUGGGUCAAUCAUUGAAAAUGGAGAGCAUCGAGCUGGUGAAUGCCAUCGCAUCACCGAUCGCCAAGGUGACCGAAACUUUGAAGAACAUCGAUCUUCAAUCGGCUCAAGUAGAGCCAACGGUUGUUGUGGAGGAUUGUUUGUUGCAAAUGUGCGAGUCUUUCGAGAAGGCGCAGAUCGAGCAUUCUAUGGAGCAGGCAAAGGAAAGCACCGCUCAUAGCAAGCUGCUCGAAACGGUGACGCAUGUACAACAUGACAUCCGCGAGUGUAUCCAAUUGGAGAAGGAUACCAGAGAAAAGGCAUCACAGGCACAACAAGGGGCUCUAGAGUCGCUGAAACAAUCCUUGUCUGAUGUCCAACAACUUAUCAAGACGGAGAUUGUAGUGCAGGAAGUUUCCAAACCAUUGUAUGCAUUGGAAAGUACGAUCAAUGAGCUUGUGGGUCAAUCAUUGAAAAUGGAGAGCAUCGAGCUGGUGAAUGCCAUCGCAUCACCGAUCGCCAAGGUGACCGAAACUUUGAAGAACAUCGAUCUUCAAUCGGCUCAAGUAGAGCCAACGGUUGUUGUGGAGGAUUGCUUGUUGCAAAUGUGCGAGUCAUUCGAGAAGGCGCAGAUCGAGCAUUCUAUGGAGCAGGCAAAGGAAAGCACCGCUCAUAGCAAGCUGCUCGAAACGGUGACGCAUGUACAACAUGACAUCCGCGAGUGUAUCCAAUUGGAGAAGGAUACCAGAGAAAAGGCAUCACAGGCACAACAAGGGGCUCUAGAGUCGCUGAAGCAAUCCUUGUCUGAUGUCCAACAACUUAUCAAGACGGAGAUUGUAGUGCAGGAAGUUUCCAAACCAUUGUAUGCAUUGGAAAGUACGAUCAAUGAGCUUGUGGGUCAAUCAUUGAAAAUGGAGAGCAUCGAGCUGGUGAAUGCCAUCGCAUCACCGAUCGCCAAGGUGACCGAAACUUUGAAGAACAUCGAUCUUCAAUCGGCUCAAGUAGAGCCAACGAUUGUUGUGGAGGAUUGCUUGUUGCAAAUGUGCGAGUCUUUCGAGAAGGCGCAGACCCAACAUUCUUUGGAGCAGGCAAAGGAAAGCACCGCUCAUAGCAAGCUGCUCGAAACGGUGACGCAUGUACAACAUGACAUCCGCGAGUGUAUCCAAUUGGAGAAGGAUACCAGAGAAAAGGCAUCACAGGCACAACAAGGGGCUCUAGAGUCGCUGAAGCAAUCCUUGUCUGAUGUCCAACAACUUAUCAAGACGGAGAUUGUAGUGCAGGAAGUUUCCAAACCAUUGUAUGCAUUGGAAAGUACGAUCAAUGAGCUUGUGGGUCAAUCAUUGAAAAUGGAGAGCAUCGAGCUGGUGAAUGCCAUCGCAUCACCGAUCGCCAAGGUGACCGAAACUUUGAAGAACAUCGAUCUUCAAUCGGCUCAAGUAGAGCCAACGGUUGUUGUGGAGGAUUGUUUGUUGCAAAUGUGCGAGUCUUUCGAGAAGGCGCAGAUCGAGCAUUCUAUGGAGCAGGCAAAGGAAAGCACCGCUCAUAGCAAGCUGCUCGAAACGAUGACGCAUGUACAACAUGACAUCCGCGAGUGUAUCCAAUUGGAGAAGGAUACCAGAGAAAAGGCAUCACAGGCACAACAAGGGGCUCUAGAGUCGCUGAAGCAAUCCUUGUCUGAUGUCCAACAACUUAUCAAGACGGAGAUUGUAGUGCAGGAAGUUUCCAAACCAUUGUAUGCAUUGGAAAGUACGAUCAAUGAGCUUGUGGGUCAAUCAUUGAAAAUGGAGAGCAUCGAGCUGGUGAAUGCUAUCGCAUCACCGAUCGCCAAGGUGACCGAAACUUUGAAGAACAUCGAUCUUCAAUCGGCUCAAGUAGAGCCAACGGUUGUUGUGGAGGAUUGUUUGUUGCAAAUGUGCGAGUCUUUCGAGAAGGCGCAGAUCGAGCAUUCUAUGGAGCAGGCAAAGGAAAGCACCGCUCAUAGCAAGCUGCUCGAAACGGUGACGCAUGUACAACAUGACAUCCGCGAGUGUAUCCAAUUGGAGAAGGAUACCAGAGAAAAGGCAUCACAGGCACAACAAGGGGCUCUAGAGUCGCUGAAGCAAUCCUUGUCUGAUGUCCAACAACUUAUCAAGACGGAGAUUGUAGUGCAGGAAGUUUCCAAACCAUUGUAUGCAUUGGAAAGUACGAUCAAUGAGCUUGUGGGUCAAUCAUUGAAAAUGGAGAGCAUCGAGCUGGUGAAUGCUAUCGCAUCACCGAUCGCCAAGGUGACCGAAACUUUGAAGAACAUCGAUCUUCAAUCGGCUCAAGUAGAGCCAACGGUUGUUGUGGAGGAUUGUUUGUUGCAAAUGUGCGAGUCUUUCGAGAAGGCGCAGAUCGAGCAUUCUAUGGAGCAGGCAAAGGAAAGCACCGCUCAUAGCAAGCUGCUCGAAACGGUGACGCAUGUACAACAUGACAUCCGCGAGUGUAUCCAAUUGGAGAAGGAUACCAGAGAAAAGGCAUCACAGGCACAACAUGGGGCUCUAGAGUCGCUGAAGCAAUCCUUGUCUGAUGUCCAACAACUUAUCAAGACGGAGAUUGUAGUGCAGGAAGUUUCCAAACCAUUGUAUGCAUUGGAAAGUACGAUCAAUGAGCUUGUGGGUCAAUCAUUGAAAAUGGAGAGCAUCGAGCUGGUGAAUGCCAUCGCAUCACCGAUCGCCAAGGUGACCGAAACUUUGAAGAACAUCGAUCUUCAAUCGGCUCAAGUAGAGCCAACGGUUGUUGUGGAGGAUUGCUUGUUGCAAAUGUGCGAGUCAUUCGAGAAGGCGCAGAUCGAGCAUUCUAUGGAGCAGGCAAAGGAAAGCACCGCUCAUAGCAAGCUGCUCGAAACGGUGACGCAUGUACAACAUGACAUCCGCGAGUGUAUCCAAUUGGAGAAGGAUACCAGAGAAAAGGCAUCACAGGCACAACAAGGGGCUCUAGAGACGCUGAAGCAAUCCUUGUCUGAUGUCCAACAACUUAUCAAGACGGAGAUUGUAGUGCAGGAAGUUUCCAAACCAUUGUAUGCAUUGGAAAGUACGAUCAAUGAGCUUGUGGGUCAAUCAUUGAAAAUGGAGAGCAUCGAGCUGGUGAAUGCCAUCGCAUCACCGAUCGCCAAGGUGACCGAAACUUUGAAGAACAUCGAUCUUCAAUCGGCUCAAGUAGAGCCAACGGUUGUUGUGGAGGAUUGCUUGUUGCAAAUGUGCGAGUCAUUCGAGAAGGCGCAGAUCGAGCAUUCUAUGGAGCAGGCAAAGGAAAGCACCGCUCAUAGCAAGCUGCUCGAAACGGUGACGCAUGUACAACAUGACAUCCGCGAGUGUAUCCAAUUGGAGAAGGAUACCAGAGAAAAGGCAUCACAGGCACAACAAGGGGCUCUAGAGUCGCUGAAGCAAUCCUUGUCUGAUGUCCAACAACUUAUCAAGACGGAGAUUGUAGUGCAGGAAGUUUCCAAACCAUUGUAUGCAUUGGAAAGUACGAUCAAUGAGCUUGUGGGUCAAUCAUUGAAAAUGGAGAGCAUCGAGCUGGUGAAUGCCAUCGCAUCAACGAUCGCCAAGGUGACCGAAACUUUGAAAAACAUCGAUCUUCAAUCGGCUCAAGUAGAGCCAACGAUUGUUGUGGAGGAUUGCUUGUUGCAAAUGUGCGAGUCUUUCGAGAAGGCGCAGACCCAACAUUCUAUGGAGCAGGCAAAGGAAAGCACCGCUCAUAGCAAGCUGCUCGAAACGGUGACGCAUGUACAACAUGACAUCCGCGAGUGUAUCCAAUUGGAGAAGGAUACCAGAGAAAAGGCAUCACAGGCACAACAAGGGGCUCUAGAGUCGCUGAAGCAAUCCUUGUCUGAUGUCCAACAACUUAUCAAGACGGAGAUUGUAGUGCAGGAAGUUUCCAAACCAUUAUAUGCAUUGGAAAGUACGAUCAAUGAGCUUGUGGGUCAAUCAUUGAAAAUGGAGAGCAUCGAGCUGGUGAAUGCCAUCGCAUCACCGAUCGCCAAGGUGACCGAAACUUUGAAGAACAUCGAUCUUCAAUCGGCUCAAGUAGAGCCAACGGUUGUUGUGGAGGAUUGUUUGUUGCAAAUGUGCGAGUCUUUCGAGAAGGCGCAGUUCGAGCAUUCUAUGGAGCAGGCAAAGGAAAGCACCGCUCAUAGCAAGCUGCUCGAAACGGUGACGCAUGUACAACAUGACAUCCGCGAGUGUAUCCAAUUGGAGAAGGAUACCAGAGAAAAGGCAUCACAGGCACAACAAGGGGCUCUAGAGUCGCUGAAGCAAUCCUUGUCUGAUGUCCAACAACUUAUCAAGACGGAGAUUGUAGUGCAGGAAGUUUCCAAACCAUUGUAUGCAUUGGAAAGUACGAUCAAUGAGCUUGUGGGUCAAUCAUUGAAAAUGGAGAGCAUCGAGCUGGUGAAUGCCAUCGCAUCACCGAUCGCCAAGGUGACCGAAACUUUGAAGAACAUCGAUCUUCAAUCGGCUCAAGUAGAGCCAACGGUUGUUGUGGAGGAUUGCUUGUUGCAAAUGUGCGAGUCAUUCGAGAAGGCGCAGAUCGAGCAUUCUAUGGAGCAGGCAAAGGAAAGCACCGCUCAUAGCAAGCUGCUCGAAACGGUGACGCAUGUACAACAUGACAUCCGCGAGUGUAUCCAAUUGGAGAAGGAUACCAGAGAAAAGGCAUCACAGACACAACAAGGGGCUCUAGAGACGCUGAAGCAAUCCUUGUCUGAUGUCCAACAACUUAUCAAGACGGAGAUUGUAGUGCAGGAAGUUUCCAAACCAUUGUAUGCAUUGGAAAGUACGAUCAAUGAGCUUGUGGGUCUAUCAUUGAAAAUGGAGAGCAUCGAGCUGGUGAAUGCCAUCGCAUCACCGAUCGCCAAGGUGACCGAAACUUUGAAGAACAUCGAUCUUCAAUCGGCUCAAGUAGAGCCAACGGUUGUUGUGGAGGAUUGCUUGUUGCAAAUGUGCGAGUCAUUCGAGAAGGCGCAGACCCAACAUUCUUUGGAGCAGGCAAAGGAAAGCACCGCUCAUAGCAAGCUGCUCGAAACGGUGACGCAUGUACAACAUGACAUCCGCGAGUGUAUUCAGUUAGCAAAGACCAAUAGAAUGCAGCAAAAUUCAGUACAUGAGGCUAAAAUUAAAGUAAUGGGCAAAGUCUGUGAGUCCCUAGCAUCAGAAGAAGUUGUCAAACAAACGAAAGCUGAUCAAGAGCUUACAAAUUUGAAGGCAAUAGAUAUUACACGCAACGAACUAAAGAAUGAUGUUGAGGAUGUCAAAGAAUUUAAGCCAAACGACAAGACAAUCGAUAAAGCUGGCAUAGAAGCUAACGAACAAGUAAAUGAAGAGACAAGCAAAAUGGAAGAAAAGCAAAAAGCCAAGCAAAUACAUUUGAACGAUGCCAAACUGAAGACUGAAGAAGAAGCUAAUGAGAUAAAAGCAGUAGAAGAGGGUAAGACAAAUGCUGAAGAAGAAAGUAAGAAGAAUGCCAAGGAAGAAGCUAUGAAAUUGAAAGAAAAACAAGAAGCCAAAAUGAAGAACAAGGAAGAAGAAGCCAAGAAGAAGAAGGAAGAAGAAGAAGCCAAAAAGAAGAAGGAAGAAGAAGAGGCCAACCUGCAGGCUAAAGAAAAAGAAGAGAAGAAGAAGGCUGAGGAAGAAGUGAAGCAGCAGAAGACUGAGGAAGAAGCUAAGAAGAAAUCUGAGGAAGAGGCUAAGAAAUUAAAAGAAGAACAAGAAGCCAAGAAGAAAAAGAAGGCUGAGGAAGAAGCUAAGAAAAAAGCUGAGGAAGAGGCUAAACAAUUGAAAGAAGAACAAGAAGCCAAGAAGAAAAAGCAGGUAGAGGAAGAUGCUAAAAAGAUGAAAGAAGAGGAAGAGGCUAAACUGAAGGCUGAGGAAGAAGUGAAGAAGAAGAAGGCAGAGGAAGAGGCUAAGAAAUUGAAAGAAGAACAAGAAGCCAAGAAGAAGAAGGCUGAGGAAGAUGCCAAAACGAAGAAGGAAGAGGAAGAGGCCAAACUGAAGGCUGAGGAAGAAGUGAUCAAGAAGAAGAAGGCAGAGGAAGAAGCUACGAAGAAAGCUGAGGAAGAAGCUAAGAAGAAAGCUGAUGAAGAGGCCAAGAAAUUGAAAGAAGAACAAGAAGCCCAUAAGAAGAAGAAGGCUGAAGAAGAUGCCAAAAAGAAGAAGGAAGAGGAAGAGGCCAAACUGAAGGCUGAGGAAGAAGCUAAGAAAAAAGCUGAGGAAGAGGCCAAGAAAUUAAAAGAAGAACAAGAAGCCAAGAAGAAAAAGAAGGCAGAGGAAGAAGCCAAGAAAAAGAAGGAAGAGGAAGAGGCCAAACUGAAGGUUGAAGAAGAAGUGAAGAAGAAGAAGGCUGAGGAAGAAGCUAAGAAGAAAGCUGAGGAAGAGGCCAAGAAAUUAAAAGAAGAACAAGAAGCCAAGAAGAAAAAGCAGGUAGAGGAAGAUGCCAAAAAGAAGAAGGAAGAGGAAGAGGCCAAACUGAAGGCUGAGGAAGAAGUGAAGAAGAAGAAGGCUGAAGAAGAAGCUAAGAAGAAGGCUGAGGAAGAAGCUAAGAAGAAAGCUGAUGAAGAGGCCAAGAAAUUGAAAGAAGAACAAGAAGCCCACAAGAAGAAGAAGGCUGAAGAAGAUGCCAAAAAGAGGAAGGAAGAGGAAGAGGCCAAACUGAAGGCUGAGGAAGAAGUGAAGAAGAAGAAGAUAGAGGAAGAAGUGAAGAAGAAGAAGGCUGAGGAAGAAGCUAAGAAGAAAGCUGAGGAAGAGGCCAAGAAAUUAAAAGAAGAACAAGAAGCCAACAAGAAAAAGCAGACAGAGGAAGAUGCCAAAAAGAAGAAGGAAAAAGAAGAGGCCAAACUGAAGGCUGAGGAAGAAGUGAAGAAGAAGAAGGCUGAAGAAGAAGCUAAGAAGAAGGCUGAGGAAGAAGCUAAGAAGAAAGCUGAUGAAGAGGCCAAGAAAUUGAAAGAAGAACAAGAAGCCCACAAGAAGAAGAAGGCUGAAGAAGAUGCCAAAAAGAGGAAGGAAGAGGAAGAGGCCAAACUGAAGGCUGAGGAAGAAGUGAAGAAGAAGAAGAUAGAGGAAGAAGUGAAGAAGAAGAAGGCUGAGGAAGAAGCUAAGAAGAAAGCUGAGGAAGAGGCCAAGAAAUUAAAAGAAGAACAAGAAGCCAAGAAGAAAAAGCAGGUAGAGGAAGAUGCCAAAAAGAAGAAGGAAGAGGAAGAGGCCAAACUGAAAGCUGAGGAAGAAGUGAAGAAGAAGAAGAUAGAGGAAGAAGUGAAGAAGAAGAAGGCUGAGGAAGAAGCUAAGAAGAAAGCUGAGGAAGAGGCCAAGAAAUUAAAAGAAGAUCAAGAAGCCAAGAAGAAAAAGCAGGUAGAGGAAGAUGCCAAAAAGAAGAAGGAAGAGGAAGAGGCCAAACUGAAAGCUGAGGAAGAAGUGAAGAAGAAGAAGGCUGAAGAAGAAGUGAAAAAGAAGAAGGCUGAGGAAGAAGCUAAGAAGAAAGCUGAGGAAGAGGCCAAGAAAUUAAAAGAAGAACAAGAAGCCAAAAAGAAAAAGCAGGCAGAGGAAGAUGCCAAAAAGAAGAAGGAAGAGGAAGAGGCCAAACUGAAGGCUGAGGAAGAAGUGAAGAAGAAGAAGGCUGAAGAAGAAGUGAAAAAGAAGAAGGCUGAGGAAGAAGCUAAGAAGAAAGCUGAGGAAGAGGCCAAGAAAUUAAAAGAAGAACAAGAAGCCAACAAGAAAAAGCAGGCAGAGGAAGAAGCCAAAAAGAAGAAGGAAGAAGAAGAGGCCAAACUGAAGGCUGAGGAAGAAGUGAAGAAGAAGAAGAAGAAGGCUGAAGAAGAAGCUAAGAAGAAGGCUGAGGAAGAAGCCAAGAAAAAGGCUGAGGAAGAGGCCAAGAAAUUGAAAGAAGAACAAGAAGCCAAGAAGAAAAAGAAGGCUGAGGAAGAAGCCAAAAAGAAGAAGGAAGAGGAAGAGGCCAAACUGAAGGCUGAGGAAGAAGUGAAGAAGAAGAAGAUAGAGGAAGAAGUGAAGAAGAAGAAGGCUGAGGAAGAAGCUAAGAAGAAAGCUGAGGAAGAGGCCAAGAAAUUGAAAGAAGAACAAGAAGCCAAGAAGAAAAAGCAGGCAGAGGAAGAUGCCAAAAAGAAGAAGGAAGAGGAAGAGGCCAAACUGAAGGCUGAGGAAGAAGUGAAGAAGAAGAAGGCUGAAGAAGAAGUGAAAAAGAAGAAGGCUGAGGAAAAAGCUAAGGAGAAAGCUGAAGAAGAUGCUAAAAAGAAGAAGGAAGAGGAAGAGGCCAAACUGAAGGCUGAGGAAGAAGUGAAGAAGAAAAAGGCAGAGGAAGAAAUUAAGAAGAAGAAGGCUGAGGAAGAAGCUAAGAAGAAAGCUGAGGAAGAGGCUAAGAAAUUAAAAGAAGAACAAGAAGCCAAGAAGAAAAUGAAGGCUGAAGAAGAUGCUAAAAAGAAGAAGGAAGAAGAAGAGGCCAAACUGAAGGCUGAGGAAGAAGUGAAGAAGAAAAAGGCUGAGGAAGAAGCUAAGAAGAAGGCUGAGGAAGAAGCUAAGAAGAAGGCUGAGGAAGAGGCUAAGAAAAUGAAAGAAGAACAAGAAGCCAAGAAGAAAAAGAAAUCUGAGGAAGAUGCCAAAAAGAAGAAGGAAGAGGAAGAGGCCAAACUGAAGGCUGAGGAAGAAGUGAAGAAGAAGAAGGCUGUGGAAGAGGCUAAGAAGAAGGCUGAGGAAGAUGCCAUGAAAUUGAAAGAAGAACAAGAAGCCAAGAAGAAAAAGAAGGAAGAGGGAGAAGCCAAAAAGAAGAAGGAAGAGGAAGAGGCCAAACUGAAGGCUGAGGUAGAAGUGAAGAAGAAGAAGGAGGAGGAAGAAGACAAAAAGAAGAAGGAAGAAGAAGAGGCCAAACUGAAGGCUGAAGAAGAAAUGAAGAAGAAGAAGGCAGAGAAAGAAGCUAAGAAGAAAGCUGAGGAAGAGAAUAGAAAGAAGCAAACAGAAAAAGUGAUCAAGGAAAAGAAAACAACGGCAGAAGCUAGGAAGAUAAAGAAUCUUGAGUAUGAAAUCGAGACGAAGAAGGUCCAAAAUGAGGGACGCAUCGAACCAUCCCAAGAAUUUCUUCAAAAAUCAUCGAUUGUUAUUCACAGCAAGGCGUAUGACCAAUUCUGUAAUCUUUUGAAUAAUUUCCAAGCAAUGCUUUUAGAAAUCAAGCGAAUGUUUUUGACCAACAAUGCUAGUAGAAACAUGAUCAGUGCCAUAGGAAAUGUAAAAUUAAACCUUCUAAGUCAAGAAGACCUCGAAAUUUGCAUGACUGAUGUGCCAGUUGUAAAGCUUUUACAUAAUUCAAUUGACAUUUUUAUCAGCACGUUGUCCUCGACAGAUAUGUAUUCUUCGGAUUCUGGUACUUGGAAUGUAUUGGAAGACAACUUGUUGCAACUGUCUGAAUCUCUUGCACAGGUGCAGAAGAAGAGUAAACUUUUGGAGAAAAACGAGUGGUUAGGUGUUUAUACGAUAUUCAAAUCCAUCAUGAAUAUUUUGACUGAGAUUGUUCAGAAUAUCACACAUAGAAGAACCGCUCAAAGCGAAACGGAGCAUGUGUUCAACAAAAUAACUGUUGAACUUCAACUCCUGCAGAAAGAUCUCGAGUACAUUCAGUUGAAUUUUGGCAACCGUGUAGAUUUGUCAUCCAAAACCGUAUCAUCAUAUUAUGCCCAAAUUUGUAAAGCACUGUCCCUAUUACAUCCGUCUGUUGGGGCAAUCAUCAAGAAGCCAUCGUUCUAG
Messenger RNA from Anopheles nili, 10584 nucleotides. RefSeq names its product golgin subfamily A member 4-like. Lineage: Eukaryota; Metazoa; Arthropoda; Insecta; Diptera; Culicidae. The transcript has 2 exons. The record is from RefSeq and is a predicted model, not a curated record. Bases 1 to 10584 code for a protein of 3527 amino acids.